CGCACUCUUAAGCUCUCACCACUACUCCCGCCCAUUCCUACCAAUUUCAACGUCGUGUUUCUUCGCAAUAUACCCGAAUCACUUCCCACUCACUCGAUCACAGGCAGAAGAAGAUAGCCUGAGAAAGCCCCUUCAUCUUCGCACUUCUCGCUCCCCCUUUCGACACCCUCCGCCACAUGUCAUAAUUAUUGGUACAACCACCCGCAUACCGCGCAAUGCUUAACUUCAGGCCACUACAGGUGGCAAAGCGGAAGCUACAAUCCUACAACCAGGUGCCGACACACGAUGUCGAGGACGGCGACAUCUACAACGAGAAGCGGUACGACAGCGACGACGACGAGAGCUAUGUCUCUUCCACAACAUCCUCCCCAUACUCAUCAAGAGUAUCAUCAGGCGUGUUGCAUACAAGACAGCGGUCAACAACGAAACCGACCGUCAGCGCAUACAGUUACAGGAAUCCGCGGGCGUUCACGAGAUACUUUGGUCUGGCCAUAGCGAGCACCUUAAUAUUAUUCGUUCUGUUUUUAAUGAAAAUGGGUUGGGCGUCGGCAAGGGAUGUGGAAUUAGGGCUGAAUAAACCGCCGCCGCCGCCGCACGUGUGGGAAGCGUUUCCAUUCUUGAAGCGGUACCAUGGCGGGAUACGGACGUUACAAGCGAGGGAUAAGAAUGUGCCCGAGUAUCCGCGGAAGGAGGAUAUUGACCCGGACUUACCCCCAGGUAAGACAGGAGAACUGCAGGAGGACGAAGCACAGUUCGAAAAGCGUUCGGAAAAUGGGGCUGUGCCACUAGGGGAUGUGUUUACCCCGUACCCAGACUACCAAAGUUUGAAAUAUUUGGACCAGUACGGACCGGUGGAGACGUGCUAUUUGGACGUCAACGAUACCGUUAAGAUCCCGUCUUUGAGGGCGUACAAGGGCGUGCCGGAUGGCCAACCGGACAAUAUCUUAGGUUCUUACGAUGUUUUGGGUCUUCGCAAGGACGUCUGCUUUGAACGGUUCGGACGAUUAGGCCCAUAUGGCCUAGGCUACAGUAGGAAGCUUGGCGGCACCGGUGCUGGAAUGGAAGGAGACCGUGAAGGCAUUGAGAAAGUCUGGGAAGCUACCCCUGAAGUCAAUUUCCAACAUGUAAAGUGGGGCGCGGCCCAGGACCGCUGCUUGGAGAAAAACCGCUUCCGCUUCAAGGCUAAGCCUAAAGGACGCAAUCACUUCUUCCAAACCAUGGCCACUAAGGGACCAAAGGAUGAGACCAUCAAUGCAACAUCUGGCGAGAUCGGUGAUGUUGAGGAACCGGUAAAAGAGCAGGAAGUGGGGAAGAAGUACACCAAUGGCACCGUCCGCGCUCAGCCAAAAUCACAACACAAAAACCUGCUCCCUCGCACCUGCGUUUUGAUCAGAACGUGGUGGGAUUACAAGUACGACGACGAAGAUAUCAUGUUCCUCCGCGCUCUCGUAUCCGAACUCAGUAUUCAGUCCGGUGGUGAAUAUGUAGUGCAUUUCUUGAUCCAUGUCAAGGACAACAAUAAGCAGAUCUGGGCCGACGACCAAGUUUACCAGGAAACGCUCAAUAACUCCUUGCCGCCGGAGUUUGAGGGGAUGGGAACUCUCUGGUCUGAGAAGCAAAUGAGUCUCAUCUACGCUGGCGUGGAUGAGGCCAAGUUUCGCGACCUCCCAGUUCAUGGUGCCUACCGUUCUACCUUCAUGCCCGUCACGUAUUUCGCGCACCAGCAUCCCGAAUUCGACUUCUUCUGGCAGUGGGAAAUGGAUGUUCGAUACACCGGCCACUACUACCAUCUCUUCAGCCAAGUCGCUCAGUGGGCCGACAAGCAGCCCCGUAAGGGACUCUGGGAGCGGAACUCCCGAUUCUAUGUCCCUGCAACCCAUGGCUCUUGGGAAGACUUUUCACACAUGGUCCGCGUGCAAACUGAGCAUGGAACAAACAGCAAAGCUAACACCUGGUCCUCGCACCUCCCCCCGAAUCCGCACAUGCCUGAAGCCGAAACACAGAAACCCGAAAAGCCAAUAUGGGGUCCCGAACUCCCCUACGAUUACCCCGAUAUCGAACUUGACGACGCCAUCAUACCCCCGACCACCUCCACCGAAGACAAAUACGAAUGGGGUGUCAACGAACCCGCGGAUCUCAUCGUUUUCAACCCUCUCUUCGACCCCGACCACACAAACUGGAUUCUCGCCGAAGACGUCACGGGCUACAACCGCAGCCAAGGCUUUCCCCCGCGUCGAACCGCUAUUAAUACUUCUGGUCGUCUUAGUCGCAGACUUCUCGAGACUAUGCACAGAGAACAAUCGCUCCAUCGGCACACUAUGUUUAGCGAAAUGUGGCCCGCGUCCUGCGCACUACACCAUGGUCUCAAGGCUGUAUUUGCGCCGCAUCCCGUCUUUAUCGACCGGAAAUGGCCGGUGCAAUAUCUCGCCGCAAUCUUCAAUAACGGGCGGAAUGGCGCGUCGGGGGGAGCGAGACUCUCUAUCUUUAGUGAUGAACGCCAGCAUAAUUUCAAGGGCACUACGUGGUACUAUGAUGCGGGGUUUGCGCCGAAUUUGUGGAAGAGGUGGCUCGGGUAUAAGGUUGAUAAUGAUGGGGGGGAGGAGGAGGAGGUGGAGGGCGAGGGGAGAAUGUGUCUGCCUGGUGUCCUUUUGCAUCCGGUUAAGGAUGUAGAAUUGGUUUUUGAACGGGUUGCAGACGAUGAGGAUGAUGACUUCUUUGUUGAUAUUGAUGUGUGCUUCCCUGUAUAUGUAUUGGUAAUUUGGGAUGGGUCUUCAUACCACCUAGGUCGUUUACUGCAGGUGCCUUCUGAGAUCAUGCUAAGCCCCAACUCUCCCGCUGUACAGACGUAUGAUGGCCAGAUUAGAAGCUAUCACCCGCUCAGUACCCACUUGCUUUUUUGUCACAGGGUUUGCCACUACAUUCCCUCCAGCUCCAUCCCGAUAUUUCCUUGCUACCUUGCUACCUUGCUGCCUUGCUGCCAUAACCAUAGGGAAGUUCUAUUACCCGGCGUCCACGCUUCGUUCAGGCUCAUAUCAUGUCAUGAAACCGAAAUCGAAUCGAGUCGUGUCGAAGCACUGUCAAAAAAACCCCGACAGCAUACUCUUACCAUCCUAAUCGCAAACGUCCUAGAGAAUCGCCGGGAUGGGGAUACAGAGCCUUCAGAAAUUUAUUCAAAGAGUAAGGAAAGAGCCUUAAAGAGGCUGAUAUGGAGUUGCGUAGACUUAGAAGAUGUUAAGAAUAUGAUGCUAUGGUGGAUCGAGACUUCCAAAAUUAACGUAACCAAGACCGCCAUGGUAUUUAAGAGUCAUCUUGACCCGCAAGGCUUCCGGGUAGAAGAUCAAAUUUACCUUAUUGCAGAAAAUCCAUUGAUGCAUAAUGCGAAUUAG
Molecule: messenger RNA, 3386 nt
Organism: Lindgomyces ingoldianus
Lineage: Eukaryota; Fungi; Ascomycota; Dothideomycetes; Pleosporales; Lindgomycetaceae
Exons: 9
Coding region: 216-3386 (1056 amino acids)
Source: RefSeq, a predicted model, not a curated record